Molecule: messenger RNA, 3378 nt
Organism: Acanthaster planci (crown-of-thorns starfish)
Lineage: Eukaryota; Metazoa; Echinodermata; Asteroidea; Valvatida; Acanthasteridae
Biological process (GO): Notch signaling pathway
Molecular function (GO): calcium ion binding; Notch binding
Source: RefSeq, a predicted model, not a curated record
CUCGUCGGGUAGAUACUGUGUUAAGGUGGCUUAGAGAGGUCGUGGUGUAUUCACAUCAGUUCUUUUCAGACAUACAACUUGUUAUCCAGGGAAUUCUGUGCCGAAUAGGGACUUCUGUGUGAUACAAAUAAGAACACAAUACAACCUAGGUUUUCAAUCAUAGAGUCACUGACGAGCGUAGAAGCAGUGACGUGCUGUGUAAAGCAGCAAGACCACUUAGAACAAGCACGGUCGACAGCGCCCACCUCUACACAGCGUGAGGUGUAUAUGUGCCCAGUAGACAACCCUUCCUCCUGCCAAGAUGGCUCGCCUGUUCUUCCUACUGGUGGCACUAAGCCUAGCUGCUUUUGCUUUGGCACGGGAAGAAAGAUUGAACGAAGUGAAUCGUCAUCUUCUGGAAUUAUUGAAGCGCUUAGAAGGCCGUCAAAUCGAGAAACCUGUGGAAAAAAUAUCAGCAUCCAACGGUGAGAGGGAGGUAAACCUUACAGGGAGUCGUGACGUAAUUGUCAAGCAGAGUUCCGCUCUCCCGGGUUGGCGGCUAUGGCUAGUUGCUGAUAAAGCAGUAGAUGGACGGUACAGUGACUCCAAUUUCCUCGGUGAAGAUGGGAAAGAGUACGGUGGAAGUUGCACUAUAACAAAUUCCCAAAAAAAUCCUUACUGGCGUGCUCACUUCAGAGAAGAAAUCUGCAUCAGCAAAGUCAGCAUUUUGAACCGUGGCGACGGCUUCAGCGAGAGAAUGACAGAUGCAGUGGUCCAAUUUGGCUACAGUCCAUAUCGCAAAUUGAAUGCAAACCCUACCUGUGGAUCACCAGUGACCGCUGAACAAGCUGCAGUGCCUGGAGGGACAAUUGAAGUUGAAUGCAGUGAACCGAUGGGAGGGAGGUUUCUCACGAUCGGCAUCCCAGCCGACAAUGCUACUUUACAGUUGUGUGAAAUUCGAGUUUGGGCGAUACCAAUGGACCAGUGUCCUGACGAGAUAAAGGCUGAGACGGAAUUAGACGUCGAACGCACUUCAGUGGGGCAGUCGUCCAUUGUCGGAAAUGAAUAUUCUUCACGUGCUGCUCUCAAAGUUAGAGAUGGCCAAUACAAUAAUAGCAAUCUUCUCGGUGAAGGAGGAGAAAUGUAUGGUGGAAGCUGCACGAUAACAAAAGCUCAGAAGGAUCCCUAUUGGGGUAUGAUGUCUUUCAAGGAAUACUGCUUCAGCAAGGUCUGGAUUUUAAAUCGUGGAGACGGAUUCAGUGAGAGAUUGACAGGUGCAGUGGUCAGGAUUGGCUCAGAAAAGUCCACUGACUUGAAUAAUAACACCGCCUGUGGAUCGCCAGUGACCGCUGAACAAGCUGCAGUACCAGGAGGAACGAUUGAAGUUGAGUGUAGCCACCCAAUCAAGGGCUUUCUUACAAUCAUUGGCAUUCCUGCUGAUAACGCUACUUUGCAGCUUUGUGAGGUUCGAGCUUGGGUGGUUCCUAUGGCACAGUGCUCUCCAGAUUUUGAGGAGUGUAGCAGUGAUCCGUGUCAGAAUGGUGCUACAUGUGUGGAUGGAAUCAAUAAAUUUUCCUGCACAUGUGCUGCUGGUUUCACUGGACCUCUCUGCGAAUCUGAUAUUGACGAGUGUAGCAGUGAUCCUUGUCAGAAUGGGGCUACAUGUGUGGAUGGUAUCAAUGAAUUUUCCUGCUCUUGUGCUGCUGGUUUCCUUGGAACUCUCUGUGCAGAUGAUGUCGACGAAUGCGGUAGUGAUCCUUGCCUGAACGGUGCUACUUGCGUCGAUGGUGUUAAUGAAGUUUCGUGUACCUGUGCUGCAGGAUAUUUAGGAGUUGUUUGCGAGAUUGAUACCAACGAGUGUGUCAGUAAUCCAUGCCAGAAUGGUGCCACCUGCGUUGAUGGCAUCAACAAAGUCUCGUGCAAGUGCCUUGAAGGCUUCACUAGAUCUGUCUGCGAAACUGCUGUUAGAAAGAUGGAUGGAUGCACCACAAAUCCAUGCAAGAAUGGCAUUUGUAUUGCCUACGGUGUCGAUGGCGUCAAGUGCGCAUGCGCCCCGGGUUACCAAGGCACAAUCUGUGAGAUCAAUAUUGACGAGUGUUCCAGCAAUCCAUGCCAGAAUGAUGCCAAGUGUGUGGACGGUAUUAACAAGGUGUCGUGCAUCUGCGCGUCGGGCUUUUCUGGAGAGCUUUGCCAAAUUGAACAAGCCGAUGGACUGCCUGAUAAUUUACCUCAGCUGCCCCAAGGUUUCUCUCUGGCAGGCACUAAAGUUGAAACACAAACAUCCUACAUGCAAGUGAACCUUAUCACCGAGUACUGCAUCAAGAAAGUCAUCGUUCAUAAGAGUGGGGAUUGCACCAGCAACCGUCUGACUGGUGCUGUAGUCCGUGGUGGGACCAGCUCUACCAGUCUGAACAACAGCGUAUGCGGCACUCCCCUGACCGCCCAACAAGUUGAAAUUCGUAGGUCUACCGUAGACUUCGUCUGUGACCCUCCCAUGACAGCCAAGUUUGUCACCGUGGACAUCCCACUGUUGAGAGUCAGUCAAAAACCGCUGUGUGAAGUGACAAUUGAGCAGGCAACGCCUGGACCGUGCUAGAAUUCAACUAGUCUGACAAACAUGAGUGUAGUUAAAACGUUAGAGGCCCUUUCAUUUCUGGUAGCCUACCAGUCUUCAAAAAAAAAAACCAAAUGCUGUGAUUCCAAAUGGUUGUAUUGCCUGAUUUGUCCUUUUAUUGAAUUAUUUCUUUUGUUAAUUUGCUUUUAUUUUGCAUGCUCAUAACCAUUUACACACUCAGUAUUAAAUAUAUUUACUAGACCACUGUACAGUGGGCUUUCCCAGUAUUAUUCUUACGCAUCGGUGUACGGCGAAAUUGCAGAUUACACAUUUAGUAUUAAAUGUAUUUACUAGACUGGUUAGAUUAACUAGAUAGUUAAUCAACUACUAACUCGAACUACUGACUUACGUAUCGUUAAAUGUCCUGCUCUACUAAUUCUUGAAUCAACGUUUAGUCUAGUUUUGAUUUUUGUUAUUUACGUGAGUGACAAAAUAUAGUCAGUAAAAGAUACACCUGUUUGUGUUUCCCUGGAUUGAUAAUUGUUCCACUGUGCAGUGGGCUUUCUCUGUAUUAUUUUUACGCAUCGGUGAACGGUGAAAUUGCAAAAAGAAAUUUAGCUGCAGCUACCACACCAGGUAGCCGUCCGCAAGGAAAAGAACAUCUUUUGUAAUGUCAAGGAUGCAACGAGCUGAUAAACUGGUACGAGGAGAAUGGUAACGUUUGAUGUGUGACUUUAACCAAACUAGCAUAAUUUCUGACAUAUGUGUCGGUCCUAUUGUUUCAUGUCUAAUUACUGUGUUAUAAUACCUUAUUCCAUUAAAAAUAUUAGCAGCAUGAUCAAUCA